AAAUGUCCUGCCUCUUCCGCACUCGAUCAAUUUCAAUCCCUCAGAAAAACCCCUAGACAGAGAAAGAGAGAGAGACUAUUUACACGGUUCACAUCGGUCGAUGGCCUCCAGAUGCCUCACCGUUGCAAAGCUCCUCCUCCGAUCAAACCAGUCGCUGACCGCGGCCGCCUCUACUAUCGCCGGACGUCACACCUUCAGCUCCCAGUCCUCCCGAGGAAAAGCUGUUCAGGUGACUUUGAUGGGGCGGAUGGAACAUCCGUUUCUGAGUCUAGGUGUGGGAGCAUUGUGCAAUAUAAAUGAAUAUGAACGAGAAGUGAUAGUGAUGGUUGACAUGCCUGGAAUCGGCAAAGAAGGACUGGAGAUAAAGAUAAAAAAGAAUUCGAUCCAUAUACGAGGGAAGGCAGAGAGAGAAAUUGAAGACAAGCCCGACAAGGACGAUAUCCCAGAGAGGAUAUACGCCGGCGUCUUUGAUCUUCCUCCUGGAUUCUACGACGCCGACGAGAUCAAGGCGUCUAUCAAAUUCGGUGUUCUGAAACUGGUGAUUCCGAAGCUGAAGCCUUCUCGUCAUCUCAAUUUACCCCAUAUUGAGCUUCGUGGCAACCCCAUCGUGCAAUCCGUGUUAUAUGAGGACGGGAUUGGAAUUCAAGAUAUUGUAGACUUUCUCCAGAAAUAAGAGUUUUGGAGACGAAAGGGGCCAAAUAAUAGUUGCAUUGCCCCAGAUUGGGUAUUUUCCCUAUUUGAAAUUUCUUGUCAAUUGCUUAUAGAUAUAUAUACUAUAAUCAUAUACUGUAUUUGAUUAUAAUGCGGAGACUGUGAUUUUAGCUCCGGGAAGAGUUUGGCCUUUUAGGUGGUCGUGGUGUUGAACAGUACUAGGUGGGUGAGGGUUUGUUCAUGUUCUAGGGUUUUUUUAGCUGAUGGUGCAACUUUUUUGAAAUGUAAAAAUAGUUAAUUAAAAUAGUUGAUGUUUAUUGGGUACCCUAUGUCACAUUAUGCUAUUGUUUAUAUU
Cornus florida is the source of this 1006-nucleotide messenger RNA. Its product is annotated as 24.1 kDa heat shock protein, mitochondrial-like. The transcript is spliced from 2 exons. Lineage: Eukaryota; Viridiplantae; Streptophyta; Magnoliopsida; Cornales; Cornaceae. The coding region runs from base 101 to 673 and encodes 190 amino acids. The record is from RefSeq and is a predicted model, not a curated record.